Xenopus laevis (African clawed frog) is the source of this 4898-nucleotide messenger RNA. It is a transcript of the gene pde6b.L, whose product is annotated as phosphodiesterase 6B L homeolog. The transcript has 22 exons. Lineage: Eukaryota; Metazoa; Chordata; Amphibia; Anura; Pipidae. Bases 167 to 2743 code for a protein of 858 amino acids. Gene Ontology annotation, biological process: signal transduction. The record is from RefSeq and is a predicted model, not a curated record. Gene Ontology annotation, cellular component: endomembrane system. Gene Ontology annotation, molecular function: metal ion binding; 3',5'-cyclic-nucleotide phosphodiesterase activity; phosphoric diester hydrolase activity.
GCAUCAUUACGGAUAUACUUCGCUGAUCACUGUAAGAUUAAUAUAUAGUUGACUCAUUCAUUCUACCUGCAGAGCAUCGGUCUGGACCUCAAGGACAUUCCUUCAUUCAACAUUUCAUCACAGAAGCAAAUAUACCUGUACGGUAUAUUUUUUAAACUCUGCAAUAAUGAAAUCCUCCAAAGUGAAUCUAACUUUAGAGGAUGUCACAAAUUAUAUGGAUAACAACCCUGCUUUUACACAUAGGUACUUUGAAAAGAAGCUCAAGCCAGAAACCAUUGCUGCCGCCUUCGGUCGGAAAGAUCUUUCUGUUGAUUUUGCAACUUUUAGGGAGCUUGUUCAGGUUGAAGAGAGUGAGAUUCUCUUUGAACUUGUUAAUGACAUGCAAGAAAGUAUUAACAUGGAGAAAGUUGUGUUCAAAACCCUGAGAAGAAUCAGUUUUCUUAUCCACGCAGAUCGAUGUAGUCUCUUUAUGUACAGGCAAAGAAAUGGCACUCCUGAGUUAGCUACAAGACUAUUUAAUGUUCAGCCUGACAGUAAGCUGGAAGACUGCCUUGUUCCACCUGAUAGUGAAAUAGUGUAUCCUUUGGACAUUGGAAUUAUUGGACACGUUGCUCAUACAAAGAAGACAGUUAAUGUCAAGGAUGUUAGCGAGUGCUCAACCUACAGCAAAUUUGCAGAUGAACUGACAGAUUAUGAGACAAAAAACAUACUUGCCACACCAAUCCUGAACGGUAAAGAUGUUGUUGCGGUCAUAAUGGCAGUUAAUAAACUCGAUGGGCCAUUUUUUACAAAUUAUGAUGAAGAGGUGUUUUUAAAGUAUCUGAAUUUUGCUUCUUUAAAUCUGAAAAUUUAUCACCUAAGCUACCUACAUAACUGUGAAACUCGAAGAGGCCAGGUACUAUUAUGGUCUGCAAACAAAGUGUUUGAAGAGCUGACUGAUAUCGAGAGACAAUUUCACAAGGCCUUCUAUACAGUGAGAGCAUACCUAAAUUGUGACAGAUAUUCAGUUGGCCUCCUUGAUAUGACAAAAGAAAAGGAGUUUUUUGAUGUCUGGCCAGUUCUAAUGGGAGAGGUUCCCCCAUACACAGGACCCCGUACUCCUGACGGAAGAGAAAUUUUAUUUUACAAAGUAAUUGAUUAUAUUCUUCAUGGAAAAGAAGACAUUAAAGUUAUACCAAAUCCCCCAGCAGAUCAUUGGGCUCUGAUUAGUGGUCUUCCAACAUACGUGGCUGAGAGUGGCUUUAUUUGUAAUAUUAUGAAUGCAGCUGCAGAUGAAAUGUUCAAAUUUCAGAAAGAACCAAUGGAUGACAGUGGAUGGGUUAUUAAAAAUGUUCUAUCAAUGCCAAUAGUCAACAAGAAAGAGGAGAUUGUUGGUGUUGCAACUUUUUACAACAGAAAAGACGGAAAGCCAUUUGAUGAACAGGAUGAAAUACUGAUGGAAUCUUUGACCCAGUUCCUUGGUUGGUCAGUACUAAAUACAGACACAUACGACAAAAUGAACAAGCUGGAAAACCGUAAGGAUAUUGCUCAAGACAUGGUGAUGUACCAUGUUAAAUGUGACAAGGAUGAAAUUCAGGAUAUUUUGCCUACAAGAGAAAAGAUGGGAAAGGAAGUUACAGAAUGUGAGGAGGAUGAGAUCGCAAAAAUACUUAAACAAGUCUUACCAGGACCUACUAAAUUUGAAAUUUAUGAGUUUCGUUUCUCAGACUUUGACUGUACGGAGAUAGAUCUUGUCAAAUGUGGUAUCCAAAUGUAUUAUGAACUUGGAGUUGUAAAAAAGUUUCAGAUUCCACCAGAGGCCUUGGUGAGGUUUAUGUACGCAAUGAAGAAAGGAUAUAGAAAAGUUACCUAUCACAACUGGCGUCAUGGAUUUAAUGUGGCUCAAACUAUGUUUACACUAUUAAUGACAGGCAAACUGAAACGCUAUUAUACAGAUCUAGAGGCGAUGGCAAUGGUUACUGCUGGUUUUUGUCAUGAUAUAGAUCACAGAGGGACUAACAAUCUUUACCAGAUGAAAUCUCAACACCCUUUAGCAAAAUUACAUGGAUCAUCGAUUCUAGAAAGACAUCACUUGGAGUUUGGAAAGUUUCUGCUGGCAGAUGAGUCAAUGAACAUAUUCCAGAAUCUUAACAGAAGACAGCAUGAACAUGUGAUUCAUCUCAUGGAUAUAGCUAUUAUAGCUACAGACUUGGCACUUUAUUUCAAAAAGCGAACAAUGUUUCAGAAGAUUGUUGACCAAUCAAAAACUUAUGAAGAUGGGCAAAAAUGGAUUGAAUAUUUAUCUUUGGAAACAACAAGAAAAGAAAUUGUUAUGGCCAUGAUGAUGACGGCUUGUGAUUUAUCUGCUAUUACCAAGCCCUGGGAAGUUCAGAGCAAGGUUGCACUCUUAGUGGCAGCUGAAUUCUGGGAACAGGGAGACCUGGAAAGAACAGUUCUUCAACAGCAGCCUAUUCCCAUGAUGGACAGAAAUAAGUCUGCAGAGCUGCCAAAACUUCAGUGUGGUUUCAUCGACUUUGUGUGCACAUUUGUAUACAAGGAAUUUGCACGCUUCCAUGAAGAAAUACAGCCAAUGCUAGAUGGCUUGUUAAAUAACAGGAAGGAGUGGAAGGCUCUUGGUGAUGAAUAUGAGGGCAAAAUAAAAGCAAUCGAAGAGGAUAAGAAAAAGAAGGAAGAGGAACUUGCUGCACGGAAAGCUGCUGCAGCUGGGGCAAAUGCCAAAUCUUCAACCUGUUCAAUAUGUUAAUAUAAACCUGCAUGGUAACUGCAUCAAACAAAAGAAACAACUGCAGCAACUAAAAGAAUCAUACUGCUGAUAUUUACUUUGUAAAAUGUAUUUUCUCCAGUUCCUGUUAUCAGGUUAUAAAGUCCAUUUAUCAAUUUUCAGAUCUGAGGUUUCUUAAAUUUGACUGCAAAAAAGAGAUUAACUUUUUUCUUGAUGACAAAACCUGAUUGCUCUAAAAAAUAUUUAUAAAAAAUUCAAUUCAAUAAGUUUAAAUUAAACUGAAACCAUGAAAUAGCUUGAAUAUUGAUUAUUCACCUCACGUUGACAUACCAGAUUUAAGUUGCUGAAAUGUUAAAUGAUAAAUCUUGAAAUGAAAAACUCAAAUGCGCAAGAAUUUGUGAUUGCAGUUUUUUUUGUCAGUGAAUAAAAAUGAUCUCAAAUACACCCACAAAAAUCUAGCAGCAAAGCAAAUUCAUCAUUAAAAUUAACAUUGCUAUUUAUGUCACUGUUUUGAUGAUUUGAUCUUUUUAGCAAUUGAUUUAAUUAUUUAGUAAAAUUUUUCAAAGGUAUGAAAAAAUAUUAAGUAUUCUUUUAGUAUCUGAAUGAUUACAGAUGUUGUGGUCGGACGUAUUGUCUUUUUUUACAAUGGAAUUCAAGUGUUAGAAAUCACAAGACCAUGUCAGAUUUUUUGUUAGUUCAUUUAUCACAUUUAUAAUUUAUUUAUUUUUACAUUUUUCUUUGCCAGAAAAAAAUUCUUGAAUUGUGUGACAUUCUCUUUAGGCUUUUAUUCUUAUAGGCUUAUACUGGUUUGAUUUACUAUCUGAACUGGAACUGGAUUUAAGUAAAUCCACAGAUUUUUUCAUAAAAGAAAAUGCUGAUGUGCACCUUUGAAUAGAAUGGCCCUCUGAAUCUCUGAACUCCUGAGAUUUUUGAAUGGGAAAAGGUUGUAACCAAGCUAGGGCAGAAUACCCAUGUAUUGACAAAGGUGAUAAGGACAUUUUCUUAAAUACUAAGGGGCAUAUUUAUUAAACUUACACGACCAUGGUCAGGGCUUUCGUUUGCAGAAAACCAAGUGAUCUCCUGAAUUAAUAUUUUCUGGACUUGAAUACUCUGACUUGCUGGAGAAUGACAUCUGAAAAAAAAACACCAAUGGAUUUUUCACAAGAAUAAAAAGCUUUCCAGGUUUUAGGUGAAAACCCCAGCCACGUACAGGUAAGUUUAAUAAACCUUUGUGUUUAAAGGGCAUGCAAAGUCUAAAAUAGAAUAAGGCUAAAAAUGCUGUAUUUUAUAUAUUAAAUAUAAACAUGAACUAACUGCACCACAAGCAUACAAACAAACAAAUAAUUUAUGCUUUCAAAGUUGGCUACACGGGGUCACCAUCUUGUAACUUUGUUAAACAUAUUUGCAAGACUAAGACUGUGCACAUGCUCAGUGUGGUCUGGGCUGCUUAGGGAUUGUCAUAAACAAAGCUGCUUGAGUUCUGCAUGGCUGGAAAGUAAGGCUGGGGCUCCCCCUACUGUUCAUAAGUACAAUUGUUUCCCUGCUCAGCAGUUAGGGACCGUCUGACAAUUCCUCCAAUGAAGGGAGAAUUUCACUGCAUACAGUCAAGUUUCUUAUAAAAACGGUACACAUUUUUUAGUUAAAUAUAUUGGAGAUAGGUUUCUUUUUCAUUAAAGAAAGUAAAAAUUGGAUUUUAUUUUUUUGCCUUUACAUGCCCUUUAAGAAUAAUGUCCUUAUCACCUUUGUCAUAUAUACAAUUAAAUAUUUUUAGAGUAAUAUGCUGAGAUGGUAGGGGGUUUGUUUGAUGUCUGUUUAAAGUUUACUGCAUUUAAAUGCCAAGAAAUAUAAAAUGUACCAUCUCCAGGAUUUAACCCAUCAAAUUGUAUGCAAAUGCAAUAUGAGUGGAUGUAACUCAAUCAACACAUUGUGGUAAGUUUAGGAAAGUUAAAAUCACGUCAUCCUAAUAAACUCAGAUUGUAAGAUGUAGGGGACAAGGAUCUCCUUCCUUUUGUCUCCUUGACAUUUAGCUCUUAACCUUUAAUGAAACUGUACACUUUGUAUCUCUAUUUGUAUUUAAUAUUGUAAUGACCCCUGUUUGUUCUAUUAAUGUAUAGUUCUGCUGUACAGUUCUGUACAAAAGUAGUGCUAUAUAAAUAAAAAUAUACAUACGUAUGGA